AUGGGUUGGAAGCCCGUGGGUACCCAGUUUUCUGGAAGUCUCAUGGCGAUUACAUUUCGUAAGCUUAUGGGUACCAGCUUUCUGCUGCAGUCUCGUAGUAGGGCCGAAGUAUUUUGUUUAAGAAAAUCUUUUCAAACGAAUACGCAAGAAUAUUUGUUUAACUGA
Messenger RNA from Funneliformis caledonium, 165 nucleotides. Lineage: Eukaryota; Fungi; Glomeromycota; Glomeromycetes; Glomerales; Glomeraceae. The record is from the annotation of a GenBank genome assembly.